Oncorhynchus masou masou (cherry salmon) is the source of this 2127-nucleotide messenger RNA. RefSeq names its product solute carrier family 22 member 4-like. NCBI's taxonomy places the organism in Eukaryota, Metazoa, Chordata, Actinopteri, Salmoniformes, Salmonidae. The transcript is spliced from 10 exons. Gene Ontology annotation, cellular component: membrane. The record is from RefSeq and is a predicted model, not a curated record. Gene Ontology annotation, molecular function: quaternary ammonium group transmembrane transporter activity. Bases 226 to 1872 code for a protein of 548 amino acids. Gene Ontology annotation, biological process: transmembrane transport; quaternary ammonium group transport.
UUCAAUAAUCCACUGUGAAUUUUGUUUUUUUGACCUCUUCAUGCUAGGUUGGGUAUUGUCUAUUUAUUAAUUGUCCUUUACCUUUCUAAGACGCCACCCACUGGGUGUCAUGUUUCACUGAUCUCAUGGAUAUCGGUAUGACACAGUGACCUGCAGUUUAAAAGAUAGUCUUGUCUCUAGGUCAUUCAUAGAUAGUUAGUUCAGCAUUCUAUACUUUACUUGAAAAUGAAGGACUAUGAAGAAAUUACUUCCUUUUUGGGAGAAUGGGGACCUUUCCAAAAGGUUAUUUUUCUUCUGCUCAGUUUAAGCAGUAUUCCUAAUGGCUAUGUUGGGAUGGCCAUGGUUUUCCUGGCAGAUAUCCCUCCACACCGGUGCAGGGUCCCCCAGCUGAACUUCAGUGGUUUUGGAAUGGAUUUGAAUUACUCCAUACCAUUACAGGAGGUAAAGGGAGAGGUCAUUUUAAGUCGUUGUACUCGGUUUAAAGAACAAUUGGACUCUGCUACCGGCUUUGGGAAUGAGACAGAGGGAUGCCUGGAUGGAUGGGAAUUCAGUAAAGAGCAAUACAGGUCCACCAUAGUGACAGAGUGGGAUCUGGUGUGUGACAAUGCAUGGAAAACCCCUUUCACCGUCACAAUAUUCUUUUUUGGAGUGCUGUCCGGGUCUUUUUUGUCUGGGAUCAUCUCCGAUAGGUAUGGGAGGAGGUUCAUUUUCUUUGCUACUUUGGCACUCCAGACCGUAUUCAGUAUACUCCAGGCUGCUGCCAAUAGCUGGGAGUUGUUCUGUGCCUUAUACUUUAUCGUUGGGAUGGGACAAAUUGCCAAUUACUGUGCUGCAUUCAUACUUGGUUCUGAGCUUCUUAUCAGAAAUGUACGCAUCAACUUUGCCUCACUGGGGGUCUCUAUGUGCUAUGCAAUCGGAUACACCGCUCUGCCAAUGUUUGCCUGGUUCAUCCGUAGCUGGAGGAUUCUGCUGAUAGCCCUGUCUAUACCUGGAUUUCUUUAUAUCCCACUUUGGUGGUAUAUCCCUGAGUCUCCACGGUGGCUGUUGUCUCAGGGCAGGGUAAAGGAGGCAGAGGACAUCAUACGAGCUGCAGCAAGAAAGAACGGCAUCACUUCUCCAGAUGUCAUAUUCAAACCGGAAGACUGUGAACAACUCAUGGAAAACAAGGAAAGUCAGCGACUGUACACAUGGCUGGAUCUCAUCAAAACAACUAACAUAAGGAACAUCACACUCAUCAGCAUUAUCAUUUGGAUUGUCAUAUCCAUGACUUACUAUGGGAUGUCCCUAAACACCCCCAACAUGGAUGGAGACCCUUAUUUCAACUGUUUGGUGGCUGCAUCCUCCGAAUUUCUGGGUUAUGGAAGUAUCUGGUUAUUUAUACGCUACACUCCACGGAGAUUCACUCUUCCCUUCACCAUGAUCCUCUCUGGGACCCUGCUUCUGAUCAUCAAGUUUAUCCCUCAAGACAUGCACGCCCUGUCUCUCACCCUGGUGAUGAUUGGAAAAACAGGUGUCACUGGAGCGUUUGGAUUCCUCUAUCUGUAUGGCACAGAACUCUUCCCCACAGUGGUGCGCAAUAUGGCCUUGGGUGCCACCUCCAUGGCUUCCAGAGUAGGUAGCACUGUGUCUCCAUACAUCGCCUACAUGGGCACGUAUAACAAGAUACUACCCUACAUUCUAAUGGGAGGCACCACAGUCAUAGCUGGUGUGUUGAGCUUGUUGCUACCAGAAACAAAAGGAGAACAACUACCAGAAUUCAUCAACCAGGUUAAACCCCUCAGAUGCAUGGGCACAAACCGGGCUUCUCGGGAUGGCCAGAGGCAGAGAGGAAACACACAGGUGGGGAAUGAAGUCAACAACAUCCAAGAGUGAUUCUGCACGAGCAACUCAGUACAAAGCAAGUUGCAAAGGCAAGCUGUAUUGAAGAUGUUUCCAUAAUUGUGUGUGUUUUGCUUAGUUUUAAUGUCUUUGUAAAUGUACUAAUAAGUUGAGAAUGUUUAAAAUACUAUUGUAAUGAUUUAUUUGUGCACUGAAGUGCUUCGGAACACAACAGAUGACCAUGAGGAAUUUCAGUCUGGUAUAGUCAAUGAUUAAAACCGCAUUUUCUGCGAGUGAAAAGAGCCUCCU